This is a messenger RNA of Dictyostelium discoideum AX4, 321 nucleotides long. It is a transcript of the gene rplP2, whose product is annotated as ribosomal acidic phosphoprotein P2. Lineage: Eukaryota; Evosea; Eumycetozoa; Dictyosteliales; Dictyosteliaceae. The record is from RefSeq and is a predicted model, not a curated record. The coding region runs from base 1 to 321 and encodes 106 amino acids. The transcript has 2 exons.
AUGAAAUACUUAGCUGCUUACCUCUUAGCUUCCUUAUCAGGCAAUGCCAACGCUGCCUCAGUCACCAAGAUUUUACAAUCUGUUGGUGUUGAAGUUGAUGCUGCUCGUGUCGAAUCUGUCUGCAAAGAAUUAGACGGUAAAGACGUCCAAGCCUUAAUUGCCGCCGGUAAAUCUAAAGUUGGUUCAGUUGCCGCUGCCGCCGCCCCAGCUGCUGCCACCUCUGCUGCCCCAGCUGCUGCUGCCGCUGCCCCAGCCAAAAAAGUUGUUGAAGAGAAAAAAGAAGAAUCAGACGACGAUAUGGGUAUGGGUUUAUUCGACUAA